AUGCGGCAGGGGGCGCCAUCGCGGCUCUUUUCACUCGCGCGCCAGGAGGCAGCGUGGCAGGCUUUGGCGCCGGAGCCGGUGUAUUAUGUCAUUAUAACUAUUGAAGAUGACAGUGAUGCUGAUGAUGACGUUGAUAUUGUGAUAAUAGAAGAGUCUGAUACAGAGGAUACUGAGAACACAUUUUCCACUGAUGAGAUAUUGACUGUAGAAACAGAUUUUCAAGAUGACAGUGAUAACUCUCAGCAACCAUCCCACUUGUCAUAUGAAGUUGAAGAUUUAGUAGUCCUAGGUGACCAAGCAGUUUCACAAAUGAACCAUCUGGCAACUUUAAAAAGAUAUAGCCCCAACUCAGCAGAAAUGGAGUUUAUCCCAUUGCCUAAAAAAGGGCGAUUGUCUGUUCCUGGAGAGGAUAACAUGCAAAGCCCCAGCCCUCCGCAGCUGGGAAGCAGAGGGGACGGCCUGUGCUGGGGAGCGGGCCGCCCCUGCCUGGUGAUCCUCCGACAACCCCCAUCCUUGCCUCUCACUUCGUGGGGGAAGAGGAGGGCCUGGAGAAGAAAUGCCCUCCAAGUCCCGACUCCUCUCCCCACUGGGGCCAACAAACGUGCCUGGAUCCAGCUCUCUGCCGACCUCUCUCCCGACCCUUUGAAUGGGAAAGACAUUUCCUUCUUUGAAAAGCCCACUAUGACCGACAGCCUGGAUUGGGGAGAUUGUAGCCCAUCUUUGCCAGAACAAAGGCAGGAAAGCGGUGACGGGACCAACCCUGUAGGACCAUCUCUUCAGUCAGCAGCACUCCCUGAACUGCAGCAGCCAGUCCUCAUGGAGAGUCCACCGCUUCCCAGAAUUGUCUCCACAUUUUCAUUACAGCCGUGCACCACACCAAGCAGCCCCUUUCCUGUUCUUGCUAUCCCAUCCUACUUUUUCAGUGAAGGUACUGAAAGUACCAACGGUGUUAUCUCAUCUGCCGAGGCUGCCCCAGCUGUACCUGCAGCAGUUCUGCCACAAGGAGAACCCAGUCUGGCAGACACUGCUGGGACGAUGAACUAUUCAACUAUAAUGGAAAAUAACAGCGUGGGUGCAGACACUGCCUUGCCAUCACUCUGUAUCCCUCCCAAUUUUGAAAUGCCAGGAAAAGCAGCAACCGGCCUUGGAAACAGUACUAAAUCAAUGCAUUACCCGACUUUCUUGGGAAGUGACAGUGGCCAAGAUACUAUCUCUUCAUCUGUCUUCAGCCCUCCCAAUUUUGCUGAAAAAUUCAUCCUUAUAGAAAUGCCAGGAAAAGCAGAAACCACGGACACCAGCAUGGAAAACAGCUCUCAGACAAUGUAUUACCCAGCUUUGGUGGGAAAUGGCAGUGGCCCAGAUGCUGCCUCUUCACGUCUCUCCAUUCCUCCCAAUUUUGAAAUGUUCCUCAAAGCAGAAACCAGCAUGGAAAAUAAUCCUCAGAUGAUGAAUUACCCACCUUUCUUGGAAGAUGGCUGUGCUCAAGAAACUUCAUAUUUCUUCAUCCCUCCCGGUUUUGAAUCCAGCACAGAAAUGAAAUCUGAGACAACAAAUUACCCAACCGUAAUGGAAAAUGACAGUGGCCAAGAUAUUGAUUCAGAAACUUUCUUUCUUACUCAUGGUUUUGCACUUUUACCUAUAGAAAUAUUGGUGAAAGCAGAAAACUGUGUGGAAAAUGACCCUGAAACAAUGAACGACUCAACGGUAUUGGAAAAUGUCAAUAGCCAAGACUCUUCCUCGUCAUCCUUCUGCAUCCCUUCCAACUUUGGAUAUCUUGGUGAUCCCAAAAGAAACGUCAGGAUGCUUGAUAUUCAUUUGAUGACCACACAAAAGAAGGCCACACCUAAGCAUGCAGCUUGCUACUUGAUUAGUAUUUUGUUCUCCAAGGAAAUGCUGAUGUCCAGCUCUGUAGGUGUCACGUCUCAAGGCCGCCAACCUCUGGAUCCAAACAAAAUGGCUGCCAUAAGGGAACAUCUGGCAGCAAUUUUUCCCAACCAUGAUUUGCGUGAAUGUGGAAAAGACUGGCAAGCCUGUAUUUCUGAUAUCAAUUCUCUGAUCGGCCAUUUAUGUUCUGAAGCCAAAAGAACACCCGCGUCAGAAGAGAGGCAGCAUCUGCCAAGUGCAUGCUGUGUACUUGAUUGGGAGAGGGAUAGGUCCUCACCACUCAAAGAGGGUCCUGGACCUGCAGCAGCAGCAGCAGCAGCAGCACUGGACGCUUAUUACACUCUUGUGUUUCGGCAGAAAACUGUUGACAACAAUAAAGAGCCUCCCAAUCGUGAUGCACCAAAGUGUGCAGAUUCACAUGAUAAAAGGGAUGGUGAUGGUGGUUCCCAAUUACCUCGGCGAGCAGCCUUCUCAGAAACAGGAGAAAAUGAGAAUUCUCAGCAGAACAGCAGUGUUCUUCCUGAAGAAAUUAAGGAACUUUCCACUAAUAAUUCAACAGUCUCUUAUGAAACACUGGAAUAUUUUGGAAAUCCAUGGAGAAAUAUAUGGAUGCCAAAAUCGGUCCUGAACACAGCAAAAAAGAAGUCUCGCCCAGAGCUGUCAGCCAGAUAUCUUAUUCAAAACCUGUUCACAGAGGAAGUCCUAAUAAAAUGUAACAUCUUCGGCAGUCUGGGGAGGGGCACGUGUGCCUGUAGCGCCAAUAAGAUUAACGCUCUCCGAGAGUUUCUCCAAGACAUCUACCCGACUUGUGAUCUAUCAGAAACUGGAUAUGACUGGAAAUUGUGUGUGACAGCUAUCAAUAGUUGUAUUCGUAGUCUCAGAUAUGACUUCAAGAAGUCCACAUCUAAAUCACAGCCGCCUCCAGCAGCGACCCUUUCAACAGAAUCAGAGCCAAGAGAUACUGACCUAGCUGACUGA
Phacochoerus africanus (Common warthog) is the source of this 2862-nucleotide messenger RNA. It is a transcript of the gene BEND2, whose product is annotated as BEN domain containing 2. Lineage: Eukaryota; Metazoa; Chordata; Mammalia; Artiodactyla; Suidae. Gene Ontology annotation, molecular function: DNA binding. The record is from RefSeq and is a predicted model, not a curated record. The transcript is spliced from 18 exons. The coding region runs from base 1 to 2862 and encodes 953 amino acids.